Molecule: messenger RNA, 705 nt
Organism: Ostertagia ostertagi
Lineage: Eukaryota; Metazoa; Nematoda; Chromadorea; Rhabditida; Trichostrongylidae
Source: the annotation of a GenBank genome assembly
AUGAAAGUAAGGUCUAUUCCAUUCACCAGAACGGCGACGUCUCCUCUUGCUCGACGGCUCAAGCAGCAACGAGUGCAGAGAGAAGAAAGUAUGAUAAUGAAAGAAGAGGAGGAAGCCCGAAAACGUCACAGACUAGAGGAGCAGAAGAGAGAGAAGUUCGAAGAAGAAAAGAAAGUCGAGUUGGUUGGCUCGAAGAAGGCCGAUUCCUACAACGAAAUUAAAUAUCAGGAAAAUAAAGUGGAAAUCAAAUCAGGUUCAUCAACCCCACAAAAAGUUUCAGCAGAAACCGCUGACCCGAGGAGACGUAAGAAAGAAAAGAGCAAUCUGCAAAUUGAUGAGGGUACUGCUCUGAAGGAAAUGAGUAAGGUGCUUCUUAUGCUAAAUUUUCUCCAGCUUUCGUGCCUAACAUUAAUAAUUCCAUUAAAGCUUUAUCAAGACCUCUUGGAAAGGUUUGAGGAGCUCCGACAGAAGCAAGAGGCUCAGAUGAGUGCCGAAUCCGAUAGCACCCGACUGCGUCGGCUGGCCAAGACGGAUCCGUCAGUCACAGAAGCUCUGCACGACGUCGUUGAAGCAAUUAAAAAGGCGCUACACGACUUCAAGACGUGUGCUAAUCUUGCCGGCGCGAUGCUGCCGAACGCCGUCCUUCAUGAACGUGAACUCAGCCACAUAUUGCUUGAGCUCGAAUGCGCAUCCGUUCAUCAGUGA